Messenger RNA from Coprinopsis cinerea okayama7#130, 2511 nucleotides. Its product is annotated as other/FunK1 protein kinase. The record is from RefSeq and is a predicted model, not a curated record. Lineage: Eukaryota; Fungi; Basidiomycota; Agaricomycetes; Agaricales; Psathyrellaceae. The transcript is spliced from 8 exons. The coding region runs from base 1 to 2511 and encodes 836 amino acids.
AUGACAGACUCCACCGAAGCGGAGAGCCUCUAUCUCAACUUCAGAGGGAAACCGAUGCUCCUGUCCGACGAAGUCAAGUACCACACCAGCCUCUGCGCUCUCGAAGAUUUCAUCGACCUGCUGCUCUCUCCAUCUCUGAAUGGCGCUGAGGUGGCAUCCAUCCUCGAUCUCCUCUCCCUAUCCGGGAAGUAUUCGACGGAAAGGGAACGUUGGGAAGCUGGACUACCCGAGGCCAAGGGGGAAUCAGAGCAAAGCUAUGCUGCACCUUUUGUGGACAUUUCCAACUCCAUCCUAAAGGCAGUUGUGGAUGUCAAAGGUGCCAGCUCACUCGCUCUACCGUCGACCUGGCAGCAAGGGCACGCGGGAAGGACAUUUCAAAAUGACCUUGACAGACUUGCCACACCAGACUUGGUGAAUGUGACGGUGAAUCAGCCUGACGCCGACCUACAGGAACGCAAGGGGCCUUUCAAGGAAGAAGAGACGGUUGACGAGGGUAUGGAACGGCCAGCAAAGCGGCGGAGACUAGAUGACACCGUCAAUUCUCAGGGUGGUACAUCGCUAGACACCGCACGACUUGAACGCACAAUUUGGCCCAGAACCCUCGUCGUGGGCGUAGUCCACUCCGACAAUGAAGGCGCGGGCAUCUGGCAGGGUGUCGUACGGCUAGCAACGGGCCUUCGGAACAUCCUAUGGAACCAACAAGAUCGUCGAUUCGCAUUCGGGCUUCUGUUCUUCCAUCGCUCCCUUUCGCUGUGGUACUGCGACCGUUCCGGUGCCCUGGGCGCAGACAAGUUACUCGACAUCGACAAGCAUCCGGACAUGUUCGUACGGGUCAUGGCCACCCUCGCUACAAUGUCACCUCAGCAACUGGGAUUCGAUCCAACAAUGAAGAUCGUGGUGCCGAACUACCCACCCUCGUUCAGCUAUUCCUUGCCGCUUGACAAGAUUCCGACGCAACGAAAGUGGUUGCAUUGGCGAAUCGAAAUCGCGGGAGCCACGUACCAAACUGUGGAACUAGUCAGCGUGGAUCGAACCGAAGUAAUGUGCGGUGGAGGCAUCCAUGUAUGGCGGGCGUAUCGCCUGGAUGAACGAGGUUCUUUCAGCGAAAACGACAAGCUGGUGCUCAUCAAGCAGCAUUGGCGACCCUUUUCGGAUCGAAAUUGGCGUAACGAACUGGACGUCUACCACCUCCUAGGCAAUUUCGAUGGCCAGAAACCAGUUCCGUGCGUUGGCGAAGACGUACACCAGGCCAACACCCUACGAGAUUUCCGGAAAAGCAUCACAACGACAAGCCUCACCGGUUACCUUGACAUCGACAAGCGUAGUCUGCCGGAGUCCAGCGCUCAGUUUCUCCUUCGUUUGACCUAUGCCAACGACAAGAACCGUCCAGAACAAACUCGAGACUUCCUGGAGCGAGUUCUGACCAGACUGGUCAUUCCCAUCAACGGGAUUUUGCUAGAGAAGGCAACAGGACUAAGAGAAUUGGUAUCGGUACUUCUGGACGUCGUGAAAGAUUACGAGUGGAUGUACUACAGCAAGGGCGUCUGUCAUGGCGGUAUCACUGUUGGAAGCAUCUUCAUCGACCAUGAGACGCGGCGAGGGCAUCUAGCUGACUAUCAUCAUGCGAGGGAUCAUGGCCCCAACUACAAACCGAGGAAGGUGUCGUCGCUGCAGGAAGAGCUGCGCGACCAUUUGGCUGAGUUCCGCAAAUACGGCCCUCAGUCGGAGGUUUCAGACAAUCUUGCUUUUCUGCUCCUUCAUCUUACCCGGUCCAAAAAAACUGUUCGAAGCAAUGCAUCGACUGCGAACAGCCGUCUCUGGGACUACCUCGACGCUAGUGGCACAUCGCCGAACGGGCCUCUCGAAAUAUCAGAUAUGCUUCCAGGGCUGGGGGACGAUCCUGUCCUCCCUCCAGAUUUUUCCGAACGCACAGCAAUACAUGCCGUGGCGACUCAGGGCACUGUCGCGUUCAUGAGCCACCAAUUGCUUGGUCGCAGACGAGAGACACAUGAUGCUAUACACGACAUGGAGUCAUUCUUUUGGGUCCUUUUCUUCCUCUGCCUCACCCGUGAAGGGCCCGGCGGAAGGCAGCGACCUGAGCCAGAGGAUGACGUCGAGGGCGACGAGCUCUACGAAGCUUCCCUUCUACGCUAUCAUCUCUUCGAGGGCAGCAAGGACGAGAUCGAGGAAUUGAAAGGGGAUAUGUUCUCUAUGACUAUUCGCGACAAGAUGCUGCGAGUGCUGGAGGACCAUGUGUUCCCCUGGUUCCACCCCUCAUUCAAGCCCCUCCAUGAACUGCUUUCCGAGUGGUGGAAAAUUCUCUGCAGCGGCUUCGACCGGUACGGAAAUAUCUUAUGUCGCCACUACCCAGUUACCGCGUUUCGUCACGCUUUGGAGAAAGCUCUUGAGAAACUCCCAGCGGAGCCAGGCCCAAAUGACGUACUCGUGCAGCAGCAGCUGGACAUGGCAAGCGUGCGCAGGGAUGCCAUUGCCCUCGCUCAAAGUGUUUGA